Exophiala dermatitidis NIH/UT8656 is the source of this 2717-nucleotide messenger RNA. RefSeq lists its product as uncharacterized. The coding region runs from base 182 to 1729 and encodes 515 amino acids. NCBI's taxonomy places the organism in Eukaryota, Fungi, Ascomycota, Eurotiomycetes, Chaetothyriales, Herpotrichiellaceae. The record is from RefSeq and is a predicted model, not a curated record. The transcript has a single exon.
CUCGAAGUGGCAUUCUGUUUCUGUUUCUGUGUCUGUUUCUGUUUGGCACCUCAGUCAAUAAAAUGAAUCGAUCAAUUCGCCCUCCUCGAAGGUUUCCCGGCCGGUGAAUGUCCUGAAUCUGCGUUUUUCAUGUUCAAACCAUAUUCACUACUAAUAAAUCCUAUCCCUACACCAACUCGCGAUGCCUCCCUCACGCCCGCCGCCGCCUGAGUUAUCCCCCACCAGCGCGCAUUUCCUGUCCUCCGCGUCGCACGCUGGAACAACGGGCUCUGUACGAAGAAACCUGUUCUCGGCUCAUCUGUCACGUCGGCCGGCGUCUAGAACAGGAUCGCAAACUGCCAGUGCGUCUCAGACAACAUCGCACAGCCAAGGCAGUACUACCAGUACCAGCAAUGGUACUUCUCGAACCACCGCUCGAGACCAACAACAACAGCAACAGCCGCCCAGUCAACCGACCAACAACCCAUACCAACAUCGGGCACUACCUCAUCCGCGGACGCACCAACGGUCCGUUUCGACGCCUUCACUCUCUCCGUCCCCUCCACAACUAUCUCCCUACACCAGCCGCAACAUGUCUCCCGAACCGGGCCAGGAUGGGCACCAGCAGCAGCAGCACGCGACAUUCGAGUCGCCCGCGGCAGGCCGACGGCGACUUGACCACCAACGACGACACCCCUCGCCGCCCAGUAAUGGCAUCCCACAACUCCAACAUCAGCAACACCACAUCCUCCAGCCAACAACAUCCUCGUCCAGCCACCGUGCCCUUCUAACCGAGGGCUACGACCCGACCAUUUCCCCCAAUCGACCGCUCAGCCCGCGGUCGACCGCAACACUAUUUCCUAAUGCGUCCAUUAUCGCCCUCAACCCGCUCACAGGCAGACCGGUCCUGCCUCGUCUCCCAGUUCUACCUGGGCGACUACGACUAUCUGAUGCCGACGACGACAACAAUGGACAACAAACCCCGGGUGGCGACGACGAUGUCGACAUGCACCAAGGACACAACCCACAUUACGCCGAGGACGAGGCGGUGGCACGAGCAUACCAGCGGGGACGGAGAAGACAAGAACAAGAAGAAGCCACCACUCCCGACCAUAUCCAAGCGGCGGCCGUGAUGGCAGAAGCCGAGGCCGAGGCCGAAGCAGACGAAGAGCGCCGCGAUCGCGAACGCAUUGAGCGACUGCUGCGCGAAAUGAUGGCCAGACAACGUGCCCGGGCGGCGAUGAAAAGCAAGUCUUCCGUGGCGACCAGCGGCCCUGGCGGCAACAAAGCCUCGUCUUCGCAAUCGCACUCGCAAUCAUUUAAUCGAGUCGCCCGGCGAAGGAGAGGAGGAGGAAUCGACGCAGCAAACAACAUGAACACCACCACCAAUAAGGGCGCCAGCGCCAGUAAUACUAAUAUUAAUACUAAUGACCACCUGACGAGUCACCAUCACGCUCAAAACGAGACUGCUGAGUAUGAAUACUUUGACGAUCACGACCACGAUGACCCUCCAGAUCCUACUAGUAGUAGCUACUACCACUACGGAGGACAGAGUUCUUUCCAGACUACACAGCCCGACUACUCGGAAUCAGAAGAGGCCGAGCGAGAAGAACUCAUGGGUCUGAUCAUGGGCAGUCUCGGGCGAGAAGUUGCGCGCGCCGAGGAAGAGGCCUGGAUGUUUGGCGAGUCAUCGACCACCGGCAUGGGCUUUGGGGCUGCUGGAAGGGAUGAGAUUGGAGUGUAUGAUUGAUUGACCAGCCCACCACAACCAGACCCAGUAACAGUUAGGUACCUAAGGGGAAAAUGACAAUACUGGCAGGAACAAAAAUGACCAAAAAGUCAGCUAGUGGUGUGUGUUCUUUGGUGUCUCUGUUCUUUGUAUGAUUUGAACUGCCGGCGCACUGAAGACCAGGUUCAAACCCCAUCCAUCCAGCCGUUCCUUGGCUAAAUUAGCCACGGAGAAAGAUCACAUCAACAAAUAGAACAACAACAACAACUAAUAGAGGCUGAUAUAACCUCUAUUGUCGCUCAAUGUUACUCAAUCCAGAUCCAUGGUAGGCGGCUUUUCAAUCUCCUUUGCAGCAGGCGGAAGUUUCGGCGUGCCAGCUUUGGCAGCAGGACUACUGGCUGCACCGCCGCCGCCGCCGAACAACAUACUCCCCAUCAUAUCAAACAGCGGAUUCCCACCCUGUCUAGGCAGACGGAUGCCGAACCAGAUGUCGCCGAUAUUGGCAAGAGCGUCGCUCCAGAGACCUUCGGUGUCCUUGAGAUGGGAGGCGUAGUACUUUGCCAGCUGGCGGAACAGACCGGCGUCGGCCUUUUGGGCCGCGAGCAGCAGCAACGCCAGGAAAUUGAGGAGCGGAAUGGACGGGAACACGCGCAGACUCAAGCCGGACUUGCUCGACUCCAGAGGCUGCGACAUGGCGAGUAGAGCCGGGUUCGACGUGGUCAGGUGUGAGGUAAAAGUGCUGAGGGCUUGGUUGGCAGACGCCAGGUCGCCAACCAGCAAGUAUGGCAGGACGGAGCGCGACGCGUAGAUGGCCGCCAGGUGCGGCUGGUCGAGCCGAUACCAGUUGUAAUGCAGUGAAGCGAGGAUAGGGGCCGACUCGCGCGUACCUAGAAUCAAGUGUCGUUCGGCGUCGUAGACUUCUCCUUCUGUAGAGACACAGAUGGAUGGUUAGUAUAUAUAUUCUUCCAUGGUCCUCCCUCCCCUCCAAAGCACUCGCAACCGCAUCCAG